Molecule: messenger RNA, 2101 nt
Organism: Cololabis saira (Pacific saury)
Lineage: Eukaryota; Metazoa; Chordata; Actinopteri; Beloniformes; Belonidae
Product: polyunsaturated fatty acid lipoxygenase ALOX15B-like
Exons: 13
Coding region: 220-1731 (503 amino acids)
Biological process (GO): lipid oxidation; linoleic acid metabolic process
Molecular function (GO): oxidoreductase activity, acting on single donors with incorporation of molecular oxygen, incorporation of two atoms of oxygen; iron ion binding
Source: RefSeq, a predicted model, not a curated record
UGUCCUACUAUUGCAGAAGUGGAAUCUCCCAUCGGAAAGAAGUUCUGCUUUCCCAUCUACCACUGGAUCACUGAUGAUGAAGGGCAUUGCUUCAGAGAAGGAACAGCUGCUUUGUGGUCUCAGGACAGUGAGGAACUCAGAAGGAUUCGGGAGCAGGAGAUUGAUAGGCAAAGGACAAUCUACUGCUGGGGUGAACAUAAGGAAGGAAUUCCUUACGGGAUGAAGGCUGAUGGCCCCUUUUCGCUGCCUUAUGAUGACCAAUACUCCCGGAGCAGGGAUGUAGAAGCAGGAUUCACAUUAGGCAAAGCAAUAAUAGAGCUGAAACUGGAAGAAUGGAUAUUGCACAAGGAUGAGUGGACUUCUAUCAGGGAUAUCGGAUCCCUGUAUGAGAAGCACCGGACUCCCGUUUCUGAUUAUGUCCGUGAACACUGGAUGGAUGAUGACUUCUUUGGCUACCAGUUUCUAAAUGGCAUCAACCCCAGGCUGAUCCAACGUUGUAAAGCCUUGCCUGAAAGUUUUCCUGUGUGCAGUAAUGUGAAGCUCCAGGAGGAGAUAAAGAAUGGAAACAUUUUCCUGUGUGACUACAAGAUUUUGGACGGAGUGGAAACAAACACCAUCAAUGAGAAGAAGCAGUACUUGGCGGCUCCUCUUGUUCUGCUCCGCUUGGAUGGUGGAAAAAUGAAGCCCAUCGCCAUUCAGCUGAAGCAGACUCCAGGACAGGACAAUCCUGUCUUUCGUCCCACCGAUCAUUGCGACUGGCUGUUGGCAAAGAUCUUUGUGCGAAGUGCAGAUUUCAACCUGCAUGAACUCAACAGUCACCUGCUGAGCACUCACCUGCUGGCUGACGUUUUUGCAGUGUCACUGAAGCGAAACCUUCCCAUGGUGCAUCCUGUGUACAAGCUUCUCAUUCCACACUUUCGCUACACUUUGUUCAUCAACAGUGCAGCUCGAAAGUCUCUCAUAUCUACAGAUGGAGUCUUCACCAAGUUUGCAGCUUCUGGUGGAGAAGGCAUGUGGACCAUCUUGAGGAGAUCCCUCGAAACACUGACGUACAGGUCCCUCUGCAUAAAAGAUGACAUCAAGGAUCGUGGGCUGGGGGAUGUGCCAAACUUCUACUACAAGGAGGAUGGAGAGAAGCUCUGGGACAUCAUCCACAGGUUUGUGGAGGAAAUGCUCGGCCUCUACUACAAAUAUGAUAAUCAGGUCAAGCAAGACUGUGAAGUGCAGAACUGGAUUUUGGACAUCUUCAAACAUGGAUUCCUUUCUUGUAAAGAGAAUGGAAUUCCAGACAAGUUUGAGAGUCUGCCUGAUUUGGUCAAGUUCGUUACCAUGGUGAUGUACACUUGUUCUGCUCAGCAUUCGGCUGUGAACACUGGACAGUAUGACUUCUACGGCUGGAUGCCCAAUGGCCCCAGCAGCCUGCAGCUGCCGCCACCAACCACAAAGGGGGAAGUGACUCAAGAAAGAAUUCUGGCCACAUUCCCCAACAUGGAAACAACAGUUAAUGCCAUGGCUACUGUUUGGCUGCUCAGCAAGACAUUUGGUGAUGCGGUCCAUCUUGGUGACUACCCGCAGAAACAAUUCACCGAAGAAUGUUCCCGAUUGAAGAUAAGAGCCUUCCAACGAGAGCUUAAGAAGUUAAGCUCAGAAAUCAACGACAGAAACAAGAACAUGGAGAUAAAAUACACCUACCUGGACCCAUUGGUGAUGGAAAACAGCGUGAGUGUUUGAAUCUCAGCGUCAGCUGUUCGUUGUACUCGGAGAAUAGACCAAGAGUCUGAUUUUAAUUGAUACUUUGGUGGAGGGAAAAUGCUUUUUAUGAUCUUUGAAUGCUGAUCAGGCUACAUACAAGUGCAUUAAUGCAGCUGUGUAAAAGUGAUUUAAUCGCAUCAUAUUCUCACAGUUCUGAACAAAACAUAAUCAAAUUUGAAGCAGAUCUUUUUGAUUAACAGCUGCUUCAAGGGUGUUUUCAGUUGGAUUUUUUUGUUUCAUUAAAGAUUUAUUGCCUUUUUUUUCCCUAAUCAAUGACAACAUGUCACAUCUUUGUUACUUUACUUUGAUCAAGCGAGGAACAUCAUGUACUACAGAUGAUUAUUCCAUC